UGAAAGUUGUAUAUAUAUUGACACACCAAAGCUAGUCAACUUAUUCCAUUACUACCAAAUUUAACUACUCUUUUUCUCCUUCUCUCAUUACCUUCAUUGCUACAGCAUGGACAAUCAGCAGAGCCAGUUUCUUACUUGGCCUUACUUCUUCCAAGGAAAGACAAUGGAGGAGCUAUCACAGACACUUCUGGUGACAACUUUGGAGCUAGAAACCACCAAGUUAAGAGCUCAAGAGGAGAUGAAAAUGAGAGAUGAUCAGCUUAUGGAACUCAGGGAUAUGCUGGAGAAAACCAUGAGAGACAGAGAUGAAGCCCAAGAGAUAUGCCAGAAACUCCUGUUUGACAAACUGCUACUCCAACAACAACAGCAGCAACAACAACAAAUGCAGCUUCAACAAUUCCAUUAUCAGAAUCAAACAGCUCCCCAUUCCGGAGUCUCCAGCAUCGAAGAUGAUCCCAGAACUGCCAACUUCUCUUCAUCAGACUGCGAAGAAAGCAUUGUUUCCUCACCAAUUCUUGACACAAUUCAAGAAAAAGACCAGGACUUUUUCUUCCCAAAAGACAAGCCAUUGCCUGAAAAAGGGAAGUUCCUGCAAGCUGUGAUGAAAGCAGGGCCAUUACUUCACACCCUUCUUCUUGCUGGACCUUUACCCAACUGGCGCCACCCUCCACCGCCACUCGACAACUACCAGAUCCCACCACCACCUGUCACCAUCCCGCCGCCACUACCACUACCACUGCCAUCACCACAGCAAGCAUCUCAGCUCCCCCACCAAGACCCUUUCAUGGAUAUUACUACUUUUAGCAACAUUAACAACUUUCAAGGACUUAACAAAAAAAGGGUGUUCAGUGAAAUCACUGAUUCUUGCACAGAUACUAAGUGUCAGAGGGAAAAACUGUCUUUGAUUAGGUGACAUUAUGGCAGAGCAUCUUAAUUUAGAAAAAGAAAUCUACUGUACUUGUUAGUGUGAUGAGCUGAUGAAUGAGAUUAUGUACUGCUAGCAUUUGUAAAAAGGACUCAAGUAAACUAGGUGGACUACUCAAGGAAGAGGAAAAAAGAGGAAGCUUGAUCUUUGUCUAUGGCUUCCCUUUUUCUUACAGCCAGUGGUUGAUUAGUUGCAACAUUUUUCUGUUUGUCACAUAUCACAUCUCUUUCUUUUCAUUUGCUGGGCUGUGAUAUUGAAAGUUGUUUGCUUUUUCUUAAUUUAACUAUCAAAGUAACAUGUAAUCUUGUGAUGAUUUAUGGUAGUUACAUGUGUGUAUGCAGUAUGCAGGACUUUUGUGGUUCAUGACUCAAUAUCCAAUUAUAUGCAACAGAUCUGUUUUCUUUCA
This is a messenger RNA of Daucus carota subsp. sativus, 1331 nucleotides long. RefSeq lists its product as uncharacterized. The coding region runs from base 107 to 913 and encodes 268 amino acids. The record is from RefSeq and is a predicted model, not a curated record. Lineage: Eukaryota; Viridiplantae; Streptophyta; Magnoliopsida; Apiales; Apiaceae. The transcript has 2 exons.